Stylophora pistillata is the source of this 1879-nucleotide messenger RNA. RefSeq names its product follistatin-related protein 5. Gene Ontology annotation, molecular function: protein binding. The record is from RefSeq and is a predicted model, not a curated record. Lineage: Eukaryota; Metazoa; Cnidaria; Anthozoa; Scleractinia; Pocilloporidae.
AUGCUAUCAAAGAGGCACAACAAUGUACUAAAUAUAUCCUCAUCUUUGAAGGUUAAAGAGACAAUUGCAACCGGAGGAUAUCCUUAUGACUUGUAUUAUCUCCCCUGGCUGGAGGAGGUCUGGGUUCACACGUGGAGUAACUCUACUUUUGACGUCAUCAGUACUGCGGGAAGUCUAAGGAAGACUCAUACCGCCAUUAAAGCGCAUGUGCAACCAGGUUGGACUCAUGGUUACAUGUACGCUGACCAGCAAAUAGAGGAUGGAAAGGUGGGCUAUGUAACUCACAUGUUCAACCCAGGUAUUCAUCAGCUCGACUUGUCAUCUAAGACAUACAAAGACUUCGUGAAUGUAUCAAACUAUGGCUGCAGAGGAACUUUCAACUUUGCGUACAGCUUGGUCAACAAACACGGGUUUUUUGACUGCUUUAGAUCCAAGACACUCCUGGAACUUGACAUGGCAACUGAUCAGGUUGUAAGAAGCUAUAAUUUCACAGGGGUACCCUACGCUUCUAAAUACGGCCGUUACAUUGUAACUCUUUACAAAUCCGUCAACGAAUCAACCAACAUGCUCCUCGCCAGUGAAGUGGUCAUCCUUGCCGUUUCUGACGAGGACAGCGCUCCAAAUCAGAAACCCACUGUGAAAAUCUCUGGAGGUGUCAGUAAACUAGUGUUCGACCCCAAUAAUAUCGCUGUAGCCUAUAUCAGCCUCGUGUACCUCGAUAAGAUUGCAGUGUUAGAUCUCAAUUCCCUUCAAGUGAGCUACAUUGAUGGAGUCGGGAGUGUGUUGACGGCACCUGGUAUGCAUUCUGUGAGCCGUUCUCUAGUCGUGGCAGGGCCCUGGAUUGUAACACCAGCUACGGCUAAUAAUUCCGUUGCCGUAAUCAACAUGGCUAGCCGUGAGGUAGAGGGCAUGGUACAAGGGGUCGUCCAGGGCUUACGUAUGAUUGCCGUACGUCAGAAAGUUCCUGUUCCUUCAUACGCCGCAGAGUUUAUCCAUUUUUCGCCACUUAAGCUGAUUUUCACUCUGCUAUUUGCUCUACAAGUGACCGUUGGGUAAACCAACAACUUUUCAUAAUACUUUGGUAACGAUGUAGAAGAUAGCUUGAUAAGUCUUCAGCAGAAACCAUUGUCAGGCUAACAACAGAAAAGUGUAUUUUGAAACGAUUUGUAUGCUUACCACUAGAAAUGAUUGAUUGAAUAGUCAAGACACAUUUAUAUUUUAUACGACCCCGUGUGCAUUGCACCUGAUCUUAAAUCGGUUGGAAAGAACAAAACUCAGCUUUUUCUCCGCUGAAUUGAACAGAACCAGAAAAGUGAGUGUAUAAAGGAAAAAAACAGCGUAUAGAACUGUUUAGAGCAGGUGUAACGUGAACUUAACGACCUGACUGAAGAACGACACCCAUUACUUCUGUGAAGUUCACAGGGUUAAACCGUAUCUAAACAAUCCAAUCCAUAUUAUCGUAUUGAUGUGAGUGUCUCAGCAACUGCGCACCCACCCCUCCCUUAACCCAACAACAGUCAACUGAUUACAAGUUACGGUUAGUGUUGAAUCAGGGGAGGGGUGAGUACAGUGUUUUCUAUAUUACCUACAGACUUACUAGCUAUGUUAAUCAAAGUCAGUAUCAUCAAAAACGAGUCCUUGUUAAACUUAUUUUUCUGUUUUUUGAGAUGUUUAUUUUUCUGAACAUAUAACAGUAAGGCUGCUCUUUCCCAGAAUUCCUGGAUCAUUACAAGAGUAACCCCUCUGGGAAUGAAACACUAUCUUCAAAACAGUUUUGGUCUAAGAAGAAAAGCGUUUGUAGCAUUCGUAACGUUAUAUAAGGAUAGUUUCAUUCACCUGUUUCCAGUUGUAAUACAAAAACAGGUGAGUUACAAAUCUG